AUGGCGGCGGCAGCCCAUCGGGCCGGGUCAGCUGACCGGCUUGUUUGCGCCCGGGCCGUCACGUGUGCCCGUCGGCUUGCGCGGGGCGGGCUCGGGGCGGGGCCGGGGGCGGGGCGAAGCCCCUCCCUCCACGAGCGCCCGUCGGGGCCGCGCACGACGCCCGGGGCCGCCCCACCACUCCACCAGCGCCCGGCCGCCGCGACCCAGGAAGGCGCCGGGCAGGCGACAGCCCCGGGGCGGCUCCAGCGGGCUGGCUUCCCGGCCGCGUGCCGGACCGAGGCCCCUCCGCCCUGCAGGGCCCUGCCCCGCGCCCUCCCGGUAACCCGCGCCGCCCCAGGCCUCCUGCCGUCCCUCUCCUUGCCUGGCAGUCGCCCACACGGCACUCCGGAAGCUCCAGCCACCCAGACGGGCCUUAGCCUCCCUCUCCAAGGGUCCACAACCCCCACCACCACCCCCAGCAUCGUUCCCACGUCUCAGCAGAGGAGCAGCCCUGGGCCUGGCCCUGCCCUAGCGGCCCUGGGCCCUCCUUCCUCUGAGGCUCCCACGGCCCCCUCAGAGGACUCCGGGCAGCGGGUCUCCCAGCUGAGGCCCUCCACCCACCUGGGAGGGCUGGUAGGGAGUCCCUUGCUCAGGCAGUGCUCAGCGAGCUGGGGCCACACUGACCCACUGCCCUCCAGGAGCCGGCCACCCACUCCUUCAUGCCCAGUUUGCUGUCCGCAGCUGAGACCCAGUGUCCGAGGAGAGGGCGGGGUGGGGCCCACGGGGCCCAUCCCUCCAGCCCAGGCCCAGAGGAAAGGGUUUGCACAGGUGUCAGGGGCCACGUCAAGAAGGAAAGUAAACGGGGAGUGUGCUAGAAGUCAGGGCUCCUGGGACAGGCCUCCCUGGAAGGUGACAUUGGAGCAGGACAUGAACAAAAAGGAGCUUUUGUGGGGAGGCACACCCAGGGCCCUUCUCAAGAGGUCCUACCUGCUGCCUGGGCACACAGCAGGCAGGACUGGAGUCCCAUCUUCCCUGAAACCACCAAAUAAAUGAGGACCCUGACUCCAGGCAAAUCCCCCACUGUCAGCCCGAAGGCCACAGACCAGUGACCAUCACCAAACCUGGCCUGGACACCUGGCUGCUCCACAUAGUCCUGGCUUCAUCUGGGUGGUUCUAGACUAAAUCCAGGAGCAAAGCAAAUUUCCUUCCUUCAGAAUCUGACUCCAGGUCCUUGGGGUCUAAGUGGCUCUGGGUGCAGGCCCAGAGCAGGACCCCAGCAUGGGGUGCCCCCCCUCCCUCCCAGCAGGCUGGUAUCUCAGAGAGGUCAGUGGGGCUGCCCCUGGGCUGGACACCGGCAAGCACGGGAAGGUGGUUCCAGCUGGCGUCCCCCUGGUUCACUGUCCACAGUUGCAAUGCCCAGCAGUGGACAAGGCCAUGUGUGUCCCGUGAUGCUCAGGUGGUGGGUACGGAGACACACACCUCAGAGCGUCCUGCCUACAGCUUCUCCAGAGGCGUUGAUGAGGCUGAUUCCUGAUUCUCCACCUCCCUGGAAGCCAACGGAGGCUUGGGGUGCAAUGAAGCAGAAGAGGCGGCUCAUUGGGACCUGAGGCUGCCUCCCCAGGGAGGAGCUCAGGGCACCUUCCUCGUGGGCAGCGCUAUGAGCCAUGGCUGCAGGGCCUCCACCGCCCAACACCAGACAGAACUGUAUUCACGUCACAUGCAGGGGCUCCAGCCCAGGGCCCUGUGUUCCUGGAAACCCUGUGCCCUGCCAGAUGUAGGGCAAGGUCAGGAAGAGGGCAGUGGGCCCAGCAGGAACUGCAGGACCUGGAUACAUGCAAGUGCCCACUGGGGACAGCUCUGAAGGCAGGCCUGGUGGGGGCAGGGCACCCAGGUUAGCUCAGCUGGCAUGGGAGUCCUGGAGACCUCAGCCCAGCAAGGAGCCGGGGGCCUGGCUCCUGCAUCUCUGGCUCCUCAUGCGUGGGCGCCAGGGUCUAGAAACCGUUAGCCUAACCCUUGACUCUCCAGGAUGGAGAGAAGAGGCCCAGAUGGGGAGAGUCCUGCCUGGGUGAGUCAGGGGAUGGGAGGGGAUUAGAAGCCAUGUCCCCGCCACUCCCGUGCCUGUGCAUCUGUCCCUCUGGGACCCUGUGCAUCUGUUCACCCCCACAUAGCUGUCCUCCGCCCACCACAUGCCAGGCUGUGGGUGCUCUGAUCUUGGGAACAGCCAGGAUUCCUUCCCUUGUGGCAUCUACACACUGGACACGGCACACGGGGCCUUGAAAGGAGGCCUGGCCCUCUCAGCUGGACAGAGGCUCUGCAAGGUCCUUCCGAAGCGCCCCAGCCUAUCCGGCCUGCUGCCCAGCCUGAUACCCGCAGCUUCUCCUGCACUGGCCGCUGUGUCCCUGCCGGGCCCUGCUGUGCCCGGCCUUCUGCCUGCUGAGACCAUGGCAGGGGUGUCCAGGAUAGGCCGCCCGAGGGGCUUCCUCUCCCUGGAUGCAGAUGGCAUAUGGGAGCCCAGACGCAGCACGUUCCAUCCCAUGGGUGGGGCUGUGGCCUGAACAGCCCACUCCCCAGGCAGCACUGGUUGGGGUGGGACUCUGGCUGGGGACUCUGAGCAGAGAGCAAGGGAGGCCUGGGGGCGUGC
This is a messenger RNA of Manis javanica (Malayan pangolin), 2620 nucleotides long. The record is from RefSeq and is a predicted model, not a curated record. Lineage: Eukaryota; Metazoa; Chordata; Mammalia; Pholidota; Manidae.